AUGCCCACGAAAGCCCCGUUCACAUCAACGCCGGAUAUGUCGGCCGAAGAAGAUGGACCAUUUGGUGUGGAAGUGUCCUAUGUGGAUACGGAGAACGAGGAUAACGACGAUUCCGAGGCAACCAUUCCAGCAACGGAGAUAAUGAUGCAUGUCCACGAGGACACGCCAGCCACAGUGCGGUACGUCAGUGGAGCAGUGAUUCUAGACGACGCGACGCCCGACUACAGCACCAGUUCCGGAUCGGCCAAUAACACACACGAUGAGGUCGGCAGUUGGAUUGACCUUUUGACCCUUGUUCCAUAUUGA
This is a messenger RNA of Gongylonema pulchrum, 306 nucleotides long. The record is from the annotation of a GenBank genome assembly. Lineage: Eukaryota; Metazoa; Nematoda; Chromadorea; Rhabditida; Gongylonematidae.